CACCAGGACGGCGCCAUGCGGGUGCGGUACACCGACGUCGACUACCGGGUCUUCACCGACGCGGCGCGGCUGGUGACCGAGGGGCGGUCGCCCUACCGGCGGGCCACCUACCGCUACACCCCGCUCCUGGCCUGGCUCCUGACGCCCAACGUCUACCUGGCCGAGGUCUUCGGGAAGCUGCUCUUCGUGGCGGGGGACUUGGCGGCGGCCGUCGUCGCCUACCGGGCCCUGCGGUACCGGGGGGCCGCCGCCGGCCAGGCCUGCGGGUGCUGCGCCGUCGCCUGGCUCCUCAACCCUCUGCCCAUGGCCGUCUCCAGCCGGGGCAACGCGGAGGCCCUGGUCGCGCUGCUGGUGCUCGCCACCCUGCACUUGGCGGAGGCGGGGAGCGUGGGGAAGGCCGCCGUCUGCUACGGGCUGGCCGUGCACCUCAAAAUAUACCCGCUGACCUACGCGCUGCCCAUAGCGCUCCACCUGCAGAGCAGGCGCGGCGGCGGGGAAGGGGCGGCGGAUACGGGGCGCGACAAAAAAGCAAAGCUCGCGUUCGUAGCGUACCUCUGGCAGCUGUUUGUAAAGAUGCUGAACCGCGACGUGCUGCUUUUUGCAACCGUUGCUGGAUCCGUGCUGGCCGCCUUGACUCUUGCGUUCUAUUACCUGUACGGCUGGGAGUUUUUGGAGCAUGCCUACCUCUACCACCUGACCAGGAGGGAUAUCCGUCAUAACUUCUCUCCCUAUUUCUACAUGUUGUACUUAACUGCAGAGAGCAAAUGGAGUUUUGCCCUUGGGCUCGCAGCUUUCCUGCCCCAGCUGCUUUUGCUCCUGGUUGUGUCCAUAGCGUUUUACAGAGACCUUGCCUUCUGUUGUUUCCUACAUACUGCUAUUUUUGUGAGUUUUAACAAAGUAUGCACGUCCCAGUACUUUGUCUGGUAUCUCUGCCUCUUGCCCCUCAUAAUGCCUAGUGUUAAGAUGUCCUGGCGUCGUGGUGUGCUGCUUCUCUCUCUGUGGUUUGUUGGACAAGGCCUGUGGCUCGCUCCUGCGUACUUUCUGGAGUUCAAAGGAUAUAACACUUUUUUACUCAUAUGGUUGGCAGGCUUGCUUUUCCUUUUUAUUAAUAGCCUCAUAAUUGUUCAGAUUAUUUCAUAUUAUCAGAAAGAACCGCAACUUGCAAAAAAACUCAAACAACAGUAAUAAACAGGCCAACGUCCAGAAACAGCCCUACUAUCCUUGAUAAGGCUUUUCAUACUGCCAGCACUUUGUUUAAUAUAAAUGCGUGUACAUUGUACUAAAGCACGUUGUAUGUAAAUAAUACUGUUUCAGGGCC
This is a messenger RNA of Haliaeetus leucocephalus (bald eagle), 1318 nucleotides long. RefSeq names its product phosphatidylinositol glycan anchor biosynthesis, class M (gene PIGM). Gene Ontology annotation, biological process: GPI anchor biosynthetic process. The transcript has a single exon. Gene Ontology annotation, molecular function: alpha-1,4-mannosyltransferase activity; GPI mannosyltransferase activity. Gene Ontology annotation, cellular component: glycosylphosphatidylinositol-mannosyltransferase I complex; membrane. NCBI's taxonomy places the organism in Eukaryota, Metazoa, Chordata, Aves, Accipitriformes, Accipitridae. The coding region runs from base 16 to 1185 and encodes 389 amino acids. The record is from RefSeq and is a predicted model, not a curated record.